Gastrolobium bilobum is the source of this 4177-nucleotide messenger RNA. RefSeq lists its product as uncharacterized. Gene Ontology annotation, cellular component: Ric1-Rgp1 guanyl-nucleotide exchange factor complex; cytosol; Golgi membrane. The transcript has 23 exons. The record is from RefSeq and is a predicted model, not a curated record. Bases 208 to 3744 code for a protein of 1178 amino acids. Gene Ontology annotation, molecular function: protein binding. Gene Ontology annotation, biological process: intracellular protein transport; retrograde transport, endosome to Golgi. Lineage: Eukaryota; Viridiplantae; Streptophyta; Magnoliopsida; Fabales; Fabaceae.
AGUUGAACUCGGUUCUUCCCAAUUAACAAAUCCAAAUCCAAAUCCAAAUCGUGGAUCAAAGCUGAAACAUUUGCAUCAAUUUUGUUCCCUUAGAAAUGGUUAUGAUCUUGGUUUUGCAGUCCCUGAUAUCCUUCUGCAGAUUCUAGAUCUGUGAUAGAUUGCAGUAAUUUGAAGCAAAUCUGAGAAGAAGAAGAAGAAGAAGAAGUCAUGUAUAUGGCAUAUGGGUGGCCUCAGGUGAUCCCUCUUGAGCAGGGACUGUGUCCCUCUGCACAGAAGAUUGUGUACCUCAAAGUUAUCAAUCGUUUGUUGCUUGUUGUCUCUCCCACUCACUUUGAACUUUGGAGCUCUUCCCAGCAUAGAGUGAGAUUGGGGAAGUACAAGAGAGAUUCGGAUUCAUUGCAGAGGGAAGGAGAAAACUUGCAGGCUGUGUGGAGCCCUGAUGCCAAAUUGAUCGCUAUUCUUACAUCUUCUUUCUAUCUUCACAUUUUUAAGGUCCAGCUCUCUGAUAAAAGAAUACACAUUGGUGGGAAGCAACCCUCUGCUUUAUGCCUAGCUACUAUAUCUCUUCUGCUUACUGAGCAAGUUCCUUUUGCAGUAGAGGAUUUAUCGGUGAGCAAUAUUGUUAGUGAUAACAAACAUAUGCUGCUUGGACUUUCUGAUGGAACUUUAUACAGUAUGUCUUGGAAGGGGGAGUUCUAUGGGGCUUUCCAAUUUGAUCCACAUCCUCCUGCGAGCUUUGAUGAUUCUCAAAUACCACUUCUAGACAAUGGUUUUUCUCCUAAAGGUCAUCCAAAGGUUCUUAAUUCCAAUCACAUUAUUCCUAGAAACUCUGAAAUCAACCAGCUGGAGCUUUGUCUUCCAUUGAGGUUGCUAUUAGUCUUGUAUUCUGACGGGCAACUCGUGUCAUGUUCCAUAAGUAAGAAAGGUUUAAAGCAAGUUGACUGUAUUAAAGCAGAAAAGAGGUUGGCUUGUGGUGAUGCUGUAUGUGCUUCAGUAGCUCUUGAGCAGCAAAUUCUAGCUGUGGGUACCAGAAGAGGAACAGUGGAGUUGUAUGAUUUGGCUGAAUCAUCAUUGCUUAUACGUUCAGUCUCUUUGUAUGACUGGGGAUAUUCAGUGGAGGACACUGGCCCUGUUAGUUGCAUUGCUUGGACACCUGAUAAUUCUGCUUUUGCAGUUGGGUGGAAGUUAAGGGGGCUUACAGUUUGGUCUGUUUCUGGGUGUCGCUUGAUGUCAACAAUUAGACAAAUAGGUUUAAGUUCUGUAUCUUCUCCAAUUGCUAAGCCAAACCAUGAUUGUAAGUACGAACCAUUGAUGGGUGGUACCUCACUGAUGCAGUGGGAUGAAUAUGGAUAUAGACUUUAUGCUAUCGAGGUGGGAUCUUCUGAGAGAAUUCUUUCUUUCUCAUUUGGAAAAUGCUGUCUUAGUAGAGGUGUUUCAGGCACUACAUACAUCCAGCAAGUGAUUUAUGGGGAAGACCGGUUACUCAUCGUGCAGUCAGAAGAGACUGAAGAACUUAAAAUGCUACAUAUUAACCUUCCAGUUAUGUCUUUGAUUGUUUCUUAUAUUUCCCAAAACUGGCCUGUUCAACAUGUGGCAGCUAGCCAGGAUGGAAUGUACUUAGCUGUUGCUGGUCUUCAUGGUUUGAUAUUGUAUGAUAUACGUUUGAAAAGAUGGAGAGUAUUUGGAGAUGUCACCCAGGAGCAAAAGAUUCAGUGUAAAGGUUUGUUAUGGCUGGGGAAGAUUGUCGUUGUCUGCAACUAUAUUGAUUCUUCCAACACGUAUGAAUUGCUCUUUUACCCAAGAUAUCACCUUGAUCAAAGCUCAUUGCUCUGUCGAAAACCAUUGCUUGCUAAACCAAUGGUGAUGGAUGUGUACCAAGAUUAUAUACUGGUUACAUAUAGACCAUUUGAUGUCCACAUAUUCCAUGUGAAAUUAUUUGGUGAAUUGUCUCCUUCAGGAAAUCCAGAUUUACAGCUUUCUGCAGUACGAGAACUUUCAAUUAUGACUGCCAAGAGCCAUCCUGCAGCAAUGCGAUUCAUUCCUGAUCAACUUCCAAGAGAAUCUAUAUCAAACAAUUACAUUUCAUCUUCAUCAGAUUCAUUAACAAGAGAGCCAGCAAGAUGUUUGAUAUUGAGGGCAAAUGGGGAGCUUUCGCUUCUUGAUUUGGAUGAUGGACGGGAGAGAAAUCUUACUGAUUCAGUUGAACUAUUUUGGGUCACCUGUGGCCAGUCUGAGGAUAAGGCGAAUUUGAUUGAGGAAGUUUCAUGGUUAGAUUAUGGUCAUCGAGGCAUGCAGGUUUGGUAUCCAUCUCCAUGUGCUAAUUCUUUCAAGCAGGAGGAUUUCUUGCAGUUGGAUCCGGAGCUUGAGUUUGAUCGGGAAGUAUACCCUCUGGGACUUCUUCCAAAUGCUGGUGUAGUUGUUGGUGUUUCCCAGAGAAUGUCAUUUUCAGCAAGUGCAGAAUUUCCAUGUUUUGAGCCAUCUCCUCAAGCACAAACAAUACUGCACUGUCUGCUCCGUCAUCUUCUUCAGAGGGACAAAAUUGAGGAAGCUUUAAGGCUGGCAGAGCUAUCAGCAGAGAAGCCUCAUUUUUCACACUGUCUAGAGUGGCUUCUUUUUACAGUAUUUGAAGCAGAUAUAUCCAGUUGCCAAUUGGAUUUUGUCCUAGUGUUUAAUUUUCAUGCCAAUUACUCCAGGCCAAAUGUAAACAAGAACCAGGUCUCAGUUCUUAAACAUGCUAAAAGAACUCUUUUGGAGAAGACCUGUGAUUUGAUCAGAAAUUUUCCAGAGUACCUAGAUGUUGUUGUAAGCGUCGCAAGAAAAACUGAUGGUCGUCAUUGGGCAGAUUUAUUCUCUGCUGCUGGAAGAUCAACAGAAUUGUUUGAGGAAUGCUUUCAGCGUAGAUGGUAUCGCACUGCAGCUUGCUAUAUACUUGUAAGAAUAACUUGCACUUUUCAAUCGGUCUCUUUAUAUGUAGAAACAUUAUCACUCUAUCAUUUCUUGCUUUCUUGUAUUUCUUUUCUGUAUCUUUUAUCAGUGAUUGCUAAACUUGAAGGCCCUGCUGUAAGUCAGUACUGUGCUUUGCGGUUAUUGCAGGCAACACUUGAUGAAUCUUUGUAUGAGCUUGCUGGGGAGCUGGUGAGGUUCUUGCUAAGAUCUGGUAGAGAAUAUGACCAAGCAUCAACCGAUUCAGAUAAACUUUCUCCCAGAUUUUUGGGCUAUUUCCUUUUUCGUUCUAGUGAGCAGAAGCAGUCAUUGGAUAAAAGCACCUCAUUCAAGGAACAAAGUGCUCAUGUUGCCUCGGUUAAGAAUAUUUUAGAAAACCAUGCUAGUUACCUGAUGUCAGGGAAAGAGCUCUCCAAGCUUGUUGCAUUUGUGAAAGGCACUCAGUUUGACUUAGUGGAGUAUCUACAACGAGAAAGAUACGGGAGUGCUCGGCUGGAGAAUUUUGCUUCAGGACUUGAACUACUAAGCCAAAAGCUUCAAAUGGGAACAUUACAGAGCCGGUUGGAUGCUGACUUUCUCCUGGCUCAUAUGUGCUCGGUCAAGUUUAAGGAAUGGAUAGUUGUCCUGGCUACUCUCUUAAGACGUUCCGAGGUUCUUUUUGACUUAUUCCGUCAUGAUGAUCGGUUGUGGAAAGCUUACUGCACCACCCUGCAGUCACACCCGGCAUUUACUGAAUAUCAAGAUUUGCUGGAGGACCUGGAACAGAAACUUUCAUCGGUUGCAAAUGUGGAAGAAAAUUAAAAGUGAGUAUAGAUUUCACAUCUGGACUGUGUGGAAGUAAUCUACUUGGGUAGGUUUCACCUCUCUGCCCACAUGACAUUAUGAUGGAUCAUGUCACACGUAAGGACCAUGCAUCCUUUCCCUUGGAUUUGAUUGUGGGAACCAGAAAACUACAUUUAUGUGCUGGUUUACCAUGAUCUUGUGGUAACAAAUUUAUUAUUCUAUGGUGCUAAUCCAAUGAAUCCCGAAUAGUACUUGUAGAUAGAGGUUAGAAAUAUCUUUAGGGAGGCUUGUGCAUGUCUGAGGAUUCAUUAUUCUUUUCACUUUUUAAUCCACAUUUUGUAAUAUGUGUUUUUGUAAAAAAGCAUCAACAGAUCCAUCUGUGUAUAUAUUAGUUAUAUGCUCUUGAUCAGCUCAACAUUCAUAGUGGAAUUUAUGCACUUGUUUUUUCUCC